Molecule: messenger RNA, 2269 nt
Organism: Asterias rubens (European starfish)
Lineage: Eukaryota; Metazoa; Echinodermata; Asteroidea; Forcipulatida; Asteriidae
Product: anaphase-promoting complex subunit 13-like
Exons: 4
Coding region: 148-375 (75 amino acids)
Biological process (GO): protein K11-linked ubiquitination
Cellular component (GO): anaphase-promoting complex
Source: RefSeq, a predicted model, not a curated record
UAAACUCCCCUGGUUGAUAAAGUGCGAUUUCCGAAUGUUUUUGUCAAAAAUACUUUUCAAAAAGGGAGCAAAAUCCCAUCUCCUACCUUAGUGUUGUGACUUCUUGUAGUCGUUCUGUUCGACUCGCAACAAGACCUAGAGCAAGAGAUGGAUUCUGAGUAUGUUCCAGACGGACGUCUUCUAGACAUUGUUGAUGAUGCGUGGAGGAAAGACAAACUGCCACACGAUGAUAUUGCUGUACCUCAGGCUGAGCUUCCAGAUGUGUUUGCAGAUGAUGGUAUGUCAGCGGAGACUAUAAAAGAACAAGAAGAAAAAUGGACAGACCUCGCUUUGCAGAACCUUCAUGACCCCCAGGGGUCAGGUCAGGGGUCAUGAGAUGUCAUCACUUAAUAAUAAGGACCUCGUCGAUGGUGCAACUGUUCUCUCUUGGGUGCUACAUGUAGAUGGUUUGUGAUGGAUUGAAGAUACACAUUACUACCGUGUCAUCAUUUGGGACGCAUUCUCAUUGAACAAUUUCCUUUGUGAAGCAUGGCCACACAAAAUGCCUCAGUUACUAACAGUGUUCACAAAGCAACGUAAUAAUAAUGGCUUCUUUAUAUAUCGCUCAUAUCUGUCACUCAGUGGUGACACUCAUUCGAGGCGCUUCAACAUUCAGUAGUUUCUUUCAAGGUAUUUGGGACUACUAGGUUCGAAGUAUGAGACCUACUCCCUGUUUACAUAACAGCAGAUGCUGUGGCUUAAUAUGCAGACAAUCAAACCACGAAACCUGAGCAAACCCCUGCACUUUUGAUAAGUGCACUGGGCAAGUCUACCAAUCGUCAUUCCACAUCUCCUCUGUUAAACUCUCUACACUGGCUGCCAAAUGACAAAAGGAUCAAGUUCAAAACACUACUCUACAUCUACAAAGCUCUGAAUGAUCCGUCACCUGUCUACCUGAAAGACUGCAUUGCCACCCAUGUACCAUCUAGGGAAGGCCUGCGAUCAAGCCGGGACGUUACUCAUCUUUCAAUCCAAAAGAGUAACAGGCGGGUAGGCGAUGGAUCGUUCUGUGUUUUCGGGCCAACUCUCUGGAACACAUUACCUCAUAACAUAAGAUCCUCUCCAACAAUUUUUGCUUUCAAACGCAACCUCAAAACUUAUUUAUUCUAGUGUAUUAUAUUUGCUAUUGUUUGUGUGUAAAGCGCAUUGAUCAUUUUUUGUUUUAAUUGCGCUAUAUAAGAGCUGGUUUUAUUAGUUAUUAUUAAUCUAGAACAAUGUUUGUCUGGUACGGAUAUCUCUUCUCCAGUAAUUCAUGUUGCCAUAUCGCCUACAAUAACAAAGCAAUCGUCGCCAACAAGAAUACUACUAAGCACUAAACGAGGAAUGCGUCGUACAACAGCAAUAGAUGAGGUGGGCAUGCCUUAAUAAUAACAUUUCAUUUUAUUCAUAAACACCCAUAUUUCAACCGUUACCAUAGUGGUUACAGUACAAAUUUUACCCCAAAAAAAGCCCAUUACAAAACAUUCUUCUGACGCAUUAAGAAACCAACAAAAUUUGUCGUAUUUUCUGAAAAAUAUAUUUUAUAAAUAUUUUAUAAUAUACUCUUAAUAAUACCACCCAUAAGCAAGAAACUUUCAAUACAUUUUUGUUAUAUCAUUACACUUAUAGUGAUUUUUCUUUUUGCUUCAACCAGUGGGGGUGUGAGGGCUUUGUCGCACCAAGCAAUUUUUACAGCUUACUUAAAGGCAACCAUAGAAAUAAGACCCGAAGAAUGCCGAGUGGGACAUUGUGCGUGCAAUUUUGUUCUGAGACCAUCCAGUAGACGUCAUUGACCAAUGGAACCACGUAGUGUUGGUCUUUGUGCUCGCAUGUCACGAGGUGCGAUAAGCCACCUCCAAAGACGAUGCAUGGGGUAGUCAAGCUCAGCGUUCUCCGGGUUUGUUUUUCUAUGGAGGCAACCAAUUGCAGUCGGAUGGAAUAAACCAGGCCUGUAUGCGUGGUUGCUUGUAAAUUGCAAAUCUGACAUGGCCCUAACAAUUAAGACCAACCCUUUAUUUAAAAGGUCUGUUUCUGCUGAGCAUAAAUCAAUCAAUUGCAAAUCUGACAUGGCCCUAACAAUUAAGACCAACCCUUUAUUUAAAAGGUCUGUUUCUGCUGAACAUAAAUCAAUCUUUCUCAUCUGAAACGACAAAGUAACAAUGGAUUCUGAAUUUCUUGCUCGUUUUCCUGACAAAUGUUGUAACAUGAAACAUUGUCAUUAAAGAUACAAUAAAAGUUAUAAGUGAAAGUU